This is a messenger RNA of Micropterus salmoides (largemouth bass), 9666 nucleotides long. RefSeq names its product rp1 like 1a (gene rp1l1a). NCBI's taxonomy places the organism in Eukaryota, Metazoa, Chordata, Actinopteri, Centrarchiformes, Centrarchidae. Gene Ontology annotation, cellular component: axoneme. The record is from RefSeq and is a predicted model, not a curated record. Gene Ontology annotation, biological process: retina development in camera-type eye; photoreceptor cell development; axoneme assembly.
GAUCGCAGCAUGCAUACGGUCCGGGCAGGGGUGUGGGAACCCCAGCCCCCGUCUAAAUAUGUCUCGCCCCUUCCUCCACCACCCUCGUCCAACUUACGCCUUGCCCAUGUGACCACAGCCUCUCCGGCCAAGCGGAUCACCUUCUACAAAAGCGGCGACAGCCAGUUCGGGGGCGUCAGGAUGGCAGUCCACAAGCGCAGCUUCAAAUGCUUUGACGCCCUGCUGGACGACCUUUCCCAAAAGGUGCCCCUGCCCUUUGGCGUGCGGACUGUGACCACUCCCCGCGGCAUCCACGCCAUCAAACACCUGGAGCAGCUCCAGGACGGCGGCUGCUACCUCUGCUCUGACCGUCGCCAGGCUAAGCCAGUCAACAUGGAGCUGUCCAGCAAACGCCCAGGCAUCUGGUACCAUCACAGCCGUAGGCCCCAGCGGCCCGAAACCUCGUCCGCAGCACCGCCCGGCCAUUUGCCUUACAGGCAGCGACGGAUCCUGCUGGUGAAGAACAGCGAACCUGGGAUGAGGAGGAGCGUGGUGCUGAGCAGGAGGUCGACCCGGAGCCUGCGGGCCUUUCUUGAUGAGGUGUCUGAGGUGAUGCAGUUUCACGUACGCAAGCUGUACACUGCAGAGGGACGCAGGAUUGACAGCGUGCAAAGCCUGGUGGCUUGUCCUGGUGUGUUGGUGUGUGUCGGCCGGGAAGCCUUCAGCCCAUUGCUGGUAAACUUCAUCAGCAAGAGCUCAGAGGAAAAACUGCCUGGUCUGAGCAGCCGGUCCCCAGGCCUUGGCCCCAGGACUCCUGGAAACGGGGCCCGAUCUCCUGCUGUUCAAGGACCAAGAUCCCCACCUCACGGAGCUCAGUCCAGAGCCAGCGAAUACAAUGAAGGGCAUGAAAGCAAGAAAAAUGUUAACUUUGGUCUAGAAACCAAAAAAAGCAUCAUCCACCCUCGUUCAGAUUCCUCAAACCGCUCCACCCGUUUCUCCUUGUCUUCAGAGAAGUCAUACGGCAAUGGUGUCAGCACCUACUCCCAGGCCAGGCCGGCUAUUAUGAACGAGGACAUUGAAAAGCGUGUCCUGGUCAAUAAAGAUGGCAGCCUCUCAGUAGAGAUGAGGGUGCGUUUUCGCCUACAAAAUGACGAGACCCUCCAGUGGUCUACCCAAAUCAAAAAAUCCCCAUCGCUGACCAAUGAAUGUUGCCCCCUGAGCCAGGCUCAGCCCAGUUACCUGCAGCAGGGUCAGUCAGAGAGCUGCUCUGACCCUGAUUCCACAUCCUUUGACCCUGAGUGUGUGGAUUAUUCCAACCAACCGCUGCAGUGUUCAUUGGAGGGGAACAGCUGCCCCUGCUGUUACCAGAGACAGGAACAGAAGUAUGACUUGUGGGAAAACCCAGUACACAGCUACAAACGCCCUCCUGUCCCUCCCCCACGUGCACCCAGCCACACCCACACUAUGACGAGACACACACACUCAUCAAGCUCAUCUUCAUCAUGUAAUUCGAGGAGGGUGGUGCGCUGUCGAGCACAGCUCUCCAGCUGCGGAGGGGGCUCAGGUUCAGAGCAGAGCCAACUUGUCCAAGAGGAGAUGUGUGUGACACAGCAGGUUGAGCGCAGGGUAGAGGUGGAGCAGGAUGGAGACACCCACGUAGAGGUGUGCAAGGUGAGCCGAUGCUGCAGCCGCAACCUACGACCACUUAGCCGGAAGUCAGUGGAGGAUGAGCUACUGAUGGAGGAACAGGGGGAGCGUCCUUUUUCUACAGUCAGCAGCUCCUCACGUGUCCUGCAAUCGCUGAAGGAGGACCUGGAUGAUGACCUGCCCCCCAGCGCCUCACAGUGCUGCCAUAGCAAUGAACCAUCCCCGUCCCCAUCCUUCGUGACAGACCUGAAUGACGAACCAGCGAGCAGCGUCUUGGCAGGUUCCAUCCACUCUACCGACCACAAGGAGGGGGAAGAGAGAGGAAGCAGGGCGGUAUCUGCAGCCUCUUCCUGUCACUGUGGAGCAGCUGAAGCAGAGGAGAUGGAUCAGGCUUCCAGCUCCAUGUCUAAAAGGAGCAGGUUAUCUUGCAGGUCCAGCAAAGCCAAGAUCCCAAACUCAGAGGAAGAGGCAGUUGCAGAUGAUGAGGACGAAGAGCUAAAGAGGGUUGCAAGUGGCUUGUCUGGUCACACAGGACUUUCUGCAGGCUCUCUGCAGUCAGGGCCAUCCAGUGUAUGUCCUAACUGUGGAGGCUGCAAACGUCCGGUCGACUCUGUGUCCAAUAGCAGAGCAUCACAGAGGUCCCAUCAUUCCCCCCGAGCCUCUCCAAAGCCUGCCACACCUCUCUCCAACCAAGAGAAUGCCGAUAACAACAGUGAUGAUGACGGCUCAGAUGUUUCGGCUGUGUCAACGCAAUCCAACAAGACCAACCUCUCCAAACACGGGCGCUUUUCUGCAAUGUCAGAUGUCCCGGAGGGCCGAGCAUCUAGUGCCAUGUCCACGACGUCCAAUCCUGAGGCAACAGGAAAAGGGGAAGAAAGGGCUCCUAGCGCCGCCUCAGCCACAAGCCACAGGUCCAAUAGAUCACACAAGUCUGGCUGUAAUGAGGAGGAGAGGAGCCCCAGUGCCAUUUCGGCUCAGUCCAACCUGUCUGCCAAGUCAAGGAAGUCUCACAAGUCUAAGUGCAGCAGCACAGCAGAAGUCAGGACAAGACAGGAAGCAGAGGGAGAGAAUGCUGUAGAGAGAGCACUUAGCUCCUUGUCAGCCAAAUCUGGUGCGUCGGUCAAGUUAAGUAUACAGUUUGCCUCCCCGACUGAUUGUGAAGAGGAUGACACAAACCAAAGAACUCUCAGCGCCCUCUCUGUUAAGUCUAAUGCUUCUGUCAAACCUGACAAGGCAGAAAGACCUGAAAGUGUCCUGUCUGCUAAAUCAGCUAAAUCAACUCAAUCGAAUGUGUCAGCAAAGUCCGGCACAUCUCGCAGGUCCACUUGCAGUCAUUGUGUGAGAGCAGUAUCUCCAGGUGAUAAGGCAGCAGGUGAACCCGUUAUCGAAGCAACAGGACUGGAAGAAGGAACGCAGGCAGAGGCGAGAACAGCCAGUGCUAUGUCAGCCAAGUCCAAUCUAUCUGCCAAGUCUCAUAAAUCCCAUAAGUCCACCAAAGCUGCAGAAAGGUCACUUUCUCCCAGGUUGGAAACUGGAGGAGAUGGAGAAGAAAGUAAAGCGAGUCAAAUGUCAGUUAAAUCUAACUUGUCUGUUAAGUUUUCAAAGUCAUGCAAGUCUAACUGUCAUGUCAAUGAAACUGCAGAAUCUCCAAUAUUAGGGGCAGCUGAAGUAAAAGAAAAUGAGAUGGCAGAAGAGGAAACACAGCAGAGGCCUGAAAGUGUAACUAAAUUGGAAAAUAAAGAGAGGGCAGCCAGUGCAGGGUCCUCUAAAUCUCAUAAAUCCGCCUGUAAUGAGAGCGCAGGAGCAAGUUCUGAGACAGAAGACAAUACAGGAGGCGGUGAAAAGGCUGAAGACCGGGCUGCUAGUGCUUUAUCCGGUAAAUCAGCUUCCUCUGCAAAGUCUCAGCACCCAGAUUGUGACGCAUGUUCAAGAGUGGCCUCUCCAGCUGAAGGCACAGGGAAGACAGAGGUGGACAGCAUGGAGGACAGAACCCACAGCGCCCUGUCAGGGAAAUCGCAUACCUCUGCCAAGUCUUCAAAAUCUCAGAAGUCAAACCGCACAGUGGCAUCACCAAAUGAAGAAGAGAAGCAAAAUGAAAAUCAAGAGAGCGUGUCUAGUGCCAUGUCUGUAAAGUCAAAAUCUUCAGUGAGGUCCAGCACUUCUCACAAGUCAAACUCGAGCAAGAAUCUCAAAUCGGUGUCACCAAGUCCAAAUGCUAUCACCAUUAAAACAUCAGAAGGGGUCGAUGAGGAAGAAAAUGAGACAACAGUGAGGGCACCGAGUGCUGCAUCAGCAAAGUCAGGGAAAUCUAAAGUUUCAUCUGCUUCAUCCAAUCAUAACAAAACAGCUGAUAUUGCUGUUAUUGAAACAGUAGAUGCAGAUGAAAAGGUUGAGGAAGACAACGCACCAAGAAGUAAAUCUUCUGAACAAUCUGGCCAAAUGCUUGCACGCAAAAGCACGCGUUCCCCACGGACCCAUUCACCCAAAGCUCCAGCUGUAUCCCCCAGCGGUGCCUUGUCAGUUCACUCCACAACCCCUGCUAAAUCUGGCAGAUUGAAAUGCUGCUGCGGAGCAGCUUCAGCACUUGAAAGGGCAAAAAAGGAAAAGGAGGGUGAGGAUAAGGAGGUGGAGAAAAAGGAAGAUAACGACGAGCUGAAAAGUGAGGAGGCUUCAGAGCGGCCUGCCAGCAUCCUGUCGUCCUCAACCAAAAGACACAGGAGAGAAUCAGGAGGCACGGAGCAACCGCUAAGUCGAAAUUCAUCGGGGUCAGUCUCUCUGGGGUUGCCAGAUGACCAAGAAACACCUGACUCAGACAGUGGCAAGUCUGGUGUUUCGUUUCACAUAAACACUGACCGUAGGAGCAGAGUGAAUACAGCAAAUCUUGAUGUCCCCAAAAACAUAGAGCAGUCCGCUAUGGAUGAAGACGAGGAGGGAACAGGGUCCAGCUGUAAUGGAAGUAAAAGCACUUUAUCUCAAAAUCCUCCAGCCAUUGAUAUCCCUACUAUUGAAACCACAGCGGGGAGUGAGGAUAAAAGUGAAGAAGGUGGAGAACUAAAAACAAAAAGAGCGGCCAGUACAUUUUCAGCCAAAAGCAGCAGGUCUCACAAGUCUUCUUGUAACUGCAGUGUCAAAGCAGCAGCUCAGCUGCUCGACAAUAAGUCCAAAGAACAACAUACUAGUGCUAGCUCGACAAAAGCUAGUAAUCUGGACGCCCCGGUCAACAGGACCUCAUCUGCAAUGUCAUCACCAAGUGCUAAAGUUCGGAGCAAAUCCCCUGCAAGUGCCAGCUCUAAAAAUGCCAAUGUAGGAGAAGUAACUGUUGAGGAUUCAGCAAAUAACUACACCGAAAACCAGGCUGCCAGAAGACCAGCUAGUAAGGCCAAAGGGAAAGAUGAUAUUGCAGACAACAAGGUAGACAGUGUCCUCUCCAAGAGUCCCUGUUGUCUCAAGCCUGAGUCGGCAGCUUCGGCUCACUCAGGCUCAAAGGAGAGCAAAGGCGGGAAGGCCAAAUCCAGUGGCAGUGUCAAGACAUCGAAUUCUCAAAAGAAAGAAACGCCUAUCAAAUCCCCAAGCCCCUGUUCUUUACACAGCUCCAGACCAGGUAGCAAAAUGGAAACGGACAGUCAGAGCACCCUGUUUCACUCCCUGUCCGCUGCUGACCUGCUGAAGGAAACCAUGGCUGCUGCGCGUCCACCCAGCCAACAGACGACGGCCAGCAAAACCAGCGACAAGCCAAGGAGCGAGAAAAGUGGGAGGCAUCAGAGGAGGAACAGGAACCAGGCGGAUCUGGAGGAGGUGCUGGACUUGACACCUGCCUUUCUGCCCAACGCUUCCCCUAAUGAGGUGGUCAGUGACUGGCUGCGGAGCAUUCCCACUGACAGCAGCAUGCUCGCACUUGGUGAUGAGCUGAAUGACGAAGAGGAGGGGCAGGAGAAGGUGGCGGAGGAGAGACAUGUUGAUGAGGGGAACGAGGAAGAGGUGGAGCAGGAGGGGGUGGUGGAAGACAAACUUGGUGAGGAGCUGAACGAGGAAGAGGUGGAGCAGGAGGGGGUGGUGGAAGACAAACCUGCAGAAGAGGAGGAAGUUGAGGCUGAAGAGGAAGAAGAGAAAGAGGAGCAAGCUGAAUGUGAUGCAGCAGAGGAGGAGAAGAGUUCAGAUCCAGCUCCGGUUAAGGCAGUGGGGGCUUCUUCCCGCCCCAGCGCUCUGUUGUUGAGCGGCGAGUCUCUGCCCAGGAACUGGCAGUCUUCAGCUGCGGUGAUGAAAGUUCUUCUGAGCUCUUCUCUGGGUCGAUGUCAGAGCAUGCCUGAGGUGUCUCCAGUUUAUGGUCGUAGACUGAGCACAUCAGCUAGGGGGCUCCUGGACUGUUUGGCUCAGCUCCAGCUCAUUGACCCUGCAGUGAGCCCAUGCUGUGAGCAGCAGAAGGACCGCAACCAGCAGUAUGAGGACAUUAUGACCAUCCUUCAAUCCCUCUGGCUCACUGAACCCAAGGACAUUGAGGCCACUGAGGUCAAGGAUAUUGGCAAAGAUCAGGUGACUCCACCGAGGUCCUCAUCUGGGGUGGAUAUGAGCACUGGCUCCGGCGGAUCAGGGAAGGAGGAUGGAAAUAAAGGUGGAGAUGAGACGACGCAAAACAAAACAAAAGAGACAGACUCUUUACAUGAGGAUGAGGGGGCGGAGAAGGUUGUAGAAGAGGAGGAGGAAGGAAAUGCAGAGGCACAACACAAGGAAACUAAGUCAGAACCAGAGGAGAUAUCGACAGAGCAAGCUAAGACAGACAUAGCAGAGGAGCUGGUACAGAGUGAAGAACAAAGUACAGUCCCUCCAAGUCUGGACAGCCCAAAAGCCUCUGACAAUCCCUCAUCAUCAGACAAGAGCUCUGCUAAUGACAGCUCAAAAUCCCCCACUGAUAACGAGACGCUGGAGGACUCCAGCUCAGGCACGCCCCCGACUGUCCUGCGAGCACCUUUGUCAAAAAGACCAUCCCAAGACCCUGAUCCGAGGUGGGUCCUGCACCUCCUGAAGAAGCUGGAGAAACAGUUCAUGAACCACUACAUUAACGCCAUGGCGGAGUUCAAAGUUCGUUGGGACCUGGACGACAGCCUCAUCCUGGACACCAUGAUAUCUGAGCUGAGGGAAGAGGUGAGCCGUCGCAUCCAGAGCAGCAUUGAACGCGAGAUGAGGAAGAUUCAGGGUCGUGCCGGCAGAGGUGGCAGGUCGCCCCGGCCGCCGCAAGGUGGGAACCUCUCCAGGGAGUCCACCAUGACAGACAGAAGGCGUCAAAUGUUGAAGAUCAUGAAGAAUCAGUCGGUGAAAACUGGAGACUCCCUCAGCGAUGGUGAGAUGACGGGUGAGUUCAGCGACCAGCGAAGCGAUGAUGAGUAUUGCCCCUGUGACGCUUGUGUCCGCAAGAAAAUGGCCGCCCGGCCGCUCAAAACAAACCCGAUGGCAGCCGAGGCACCGGUGAUGAUGGAGUUCGACCUCCUGAAGAUACUGCAGCUAAAGAAAAGCCCAUCACCUGUGCCUGCAGACGUGCCACAACCUGCAAAGGGGGAAGAUGAUACCGUGGUUGUAGAUGAGCAGGGGAGGAAUUUAGAGGUUCUGCAGGAGGAAGAGGAGGAGGAUGAAACUAAAGAGGAUAUCAAAGCUGAUGAAAUAGGAGAAGAAGUAGAAGGGGGAGAGGCAGGAGAAGAGGAGGAAGUAGGAGCAGAAAAUGAGGGAAAUAGGUUGGGCGAUGAGGAGCAGGAAGAGGAAGAAGCAGGUGGUGAGGAAGCUGAGGUGGUAGAGACAUCCGAAAAUGGAGAGAAGGAGGGAGAGGAGGAGACGGAAUGCCAGUGCCAGUGUGCCAGACAUGAGGAGGAGAGCGACAAAGCAGAAGAGUCAGAGGAGGGAACAGGAGAGAACGCAGAGAAUGAAGGGGAGACAGGGGACAAUGAUGGAGAGGAGGAGUGUGCAGAGGUGGAAGAGUUUGAGGAAGAAGAAGAAACGACAGGCAGGGAAAGCGGAGAAGAAGAGGCAACUGGGGAAACGGAGGACGACGGGGCUGCAAGAAAUGAGGCAAACGAAGAAUCCACGGCGGUGGAGGAGUUUGUGGAGGGAAAUGUCAGCGCUUCGGCUGAAGCGGGGGAUGAAGACGAUGGGGACGACGGCACCGGGGAGGGGGAGUCCCAUGAAGACGAAAAGGGAGGAGAGAGUGAAGAACCGCAAGGGGAGGCAUCAGAGGAAGAAAGAGCCUCACUACAGGGUCAGGGGGUGACAGAGGGAGAGGAGGCCGACGCCGAAGACUCAGACACUGACAAACGUCCAAGUGACACCAGUGCGGACGAAUCUGGACGUGAGGGGGCUGGAGCCACAGGAGACGAGGAGGAGAAACAGGGCGCAGGAGAUGGAGAUGAGGUUGUGGAAGAUGCUGUUGAAGAGUUCAAGCCUGAGGAAGAGGAGGAGGGAGCGGUUAAGAGAAACAGCAGGGAGGAUGGCGCUCUCCUCCAUCAGUUCACCAGGACCUCGGUGGAGUCCCAGCCCGGCUCCUUGGAGGAAAUUAACACAGAUUCACCUCAAAACCCUGUAAACUCCACAGAAGUGCCCAAAAUGGCUGCUGAUGUAUCCACUGGUGGUGGUACGGGCCAGAGGAGGAGCCGGUCGCCGGCCAGGGUCAAACGGCGCAAACCCAAAGAGAGUGACGUGGAACUGGAUCACUCUUAACUCGCACAGAAACAAAACCUUAUGAUGCACAGACUUCAGAAGGUUCCCAUAAACCCUUGCUCUGUCUGUGACUACACGGGUAGAUUUAUGUAGGUUAAAAAAAGCUGUUACUGAAAACAAAGACUCAAACACUUGAAGCACUUUAUCACUCCAGAUCCAGUGUAGGAGGAGUCACAGUGAAUAACAUGUAGAAACUUGAAACCACAUCCUUAUCCUACUUAAUUAUAUGAAUUAUAUUUGUAAUGGUUAUUUAUAUAUUUUUUAAGUUAAUUGUAUGAAUGACGAUAUAUGACUAUUUCUGUACUGUAUGUGUAUGAAUCAGGUAUAUUUUUGAAAACAAAACAACUGACACCUAUGAGUGUAUUAUGUAAACUCAGUUUUGUGUUCAGUGGACCACAGGUUUAAUGAUGUAUUGAAUCAUAGAGCCAUUAAGUUAACAAGUACCUCAGAGAUAUGUUAGAUGUUAAUUGACUGUUCCAGUAGUGUUCGCCAGAACCGGUGUGUUGAUACUUGGUUUAUGUAUUAGGUCAAUUCUCAAUAAGUUGAUGCUGUAUUCUCAGGGGUUUGGACAGCCACUUUGCUCUUGAAAGGUAAUCUCCUAGCCGUUACUUAACUACCUACUUAAAUCUGUAGUCUGUAAAGAAGACCUCUGUUUAUAAUUGUACUCGAGCUCUGUGAUGUAACCUGAUUAACUUAAAGGAAUAGUUCAACAUUGUUGGUUUCUUGUCGAAGAGUUAGGUGAGAAGAUUGAUGCCUCUCUCUGCACCCUUAAUUUGAAACUGAAGCCAGGCGACACUGUGCAUAGCUUAUUUUAGCUCAAAGACUAAAAGCAGGAGGAAAAAAACUAGCCUGGCCAUGUCCAAAGGUCCAAAUGGAAUGAAAUCUCUACCUCUACCAACACCUUUAAAGCUCACUAAUUAAUAUGUUGUAUAUGGUUUGUUUGAUUUGUACAAAAACAAAAAUGUAAAAAUGAGUUGUGGUGUAUGGAGAGUUAUGUGAUAGGCUAUAUCUUAGUCAUUUUCGUGACAUUGCCAGGCCAGAUGCAAGGUAUUAAUUUAUUAACUUUAAGUUGUAGUUAUUUAACCUCUGGACAGGCCCAUUCCCAUUAUUUAUGUCAGCUAAGCUAAGCUAAUCGACUCCUGGCUGUAGUUUCAUUUUUAGCAUAUAGAGAUAUCUAAGACAAGAUUGAUCUCACUCACUGCAAGAAAGUGAAUUACCAUAUUUCCCAAAAUGUUGAGCCAUUCAUUUAAGUACCUUUUGGAUUACUUUCUACUUCAAAUUACAAACAGUAUUUUUGUAGCUUUAUUGUAUUAUGUUUAAACUUUUGAAUAGGUUUUCCCU